Molecule: messenger RNA, 1549 nt
Organism: Verruconis gallopava
Lineage: Eukaryota; Fungi; Ascomycota; Dothideomycetes; Venturiales; Sympoventuriaceae
Exons: 2
Coding region: 1036-1380 (114 amino acids)
Source: RefSeq, a predicted model, not a curated record
GCUCUACGCCCUCCGGAGGCACAAAAAUGGUAGAGCUUUGUCUCACAGCUGCAGGCGCCUCCUGAUCUGGACUCUCUUUCUUUUUCUUGAAGAUGCCUCGACUUUUUUUACGGCCAGGCUUCUUGGCGCUCUCCUUUGCUGUCUCGCUCGCCGAUUUUGUUGGUCCCGUGUGUCUCAGGAAGUACGCCAUGUCGAAGGUAGCACCGGCUCUUGUGUUCGAGAAGGCUCGCUUGCUGCUCAUCAAAGAGUCCUGGGACUGAGGCAUCGCCUCGCGGAAAGUGCGGGCUUCCGAGGCCUCCAUGAUCGUAGGGACGAGCGAACGGUCACGCGUUGGCUGGCGCGUGUUUGCAGUCCACGAGUGCCGCCUAGUUAUAUGCUGGGGCGGCGAUAAUCCAGGAGGUGAUUUUAGGCUCGGGCUCUUGCGAAGUCCGGUUGCUUCUUGCCAAUCGCCGAAAGCUGAAUCGCCGCAACAAAUCAGAGACGAGUUCUCUCGAGGGCCACGCUCAAAGUCGUGAAUUCCGUGGCCCAGGUUGGUGCGAUGGAGGCGUUAAGCAACAGUAAACUGCAUGGACUUGUGCGACGGCUAAAGACCAGAUUGAAGUUUAGCACCGUUACACUUUUCGGACUGUCGUGUGUGUCAAGGGAAACAGAAACCAAGGCGGAGGAGGCAUCCGUGGUCCAUCAGUAGCGCAGAAGAGGACAGUAUCAGAGGAAAGAAAAGUCAGAAUGAAGGGUGGUGUUACAGAGAAAAAAAAAACAAAAUUGAAUUACGAAGACGUUGACCUCCUCGCUACAUCAUGCUGAUUGACUCAGCAGGGUGCAAUUGACAACAUAUAUACAAGCACUUAAGUGAAGACAGGCGCCGGGACAUCGGCUGAGACCUGUCGGGAACUGGUUGGUGAAGAGUGGCUUGUAGCACGGUAGUCGUCAGAAAAAAAGAAAGGGAGGAAUCGCUUGCGAUGAUGGCGCUAAGAUAGUCAACAGCAUGGCCUGCUCGAAUUACACGAGUCGAAGUCAAUCGAAAUUUGCUCGAGCAUGUCGGGCUUCUGGAUCGUGAACGACUGCUUAGCUUAUUUUGCUCAGGCUCAGCCAUUCCGGGUCAAGACACGCAAUCACGAAGCACUGCACAGCAGUCAGUCUGCCGCCGGCUCUGAGGACAAAGCUCACGGCCAAGACAUCAAGGCUGGAUGCGUACUCCGUACCAACGAUCCAAAACAAAGGUUGCAGCCCAUGGGUUUUCGCCCUGCAUGUGCAGGGGCUUGUGCCUCGCUCAGAUUUGAUGGCCCCCCCAGGCAUCCCGAGCUGGAUCCAAACAAGUGGCGGCCUUACGUGUGGUCGUCACAUCACUUAACAAUCACACCAGGCAAGCGGCGGUGUUGAGCUGUCUACGACAUGAGGCGAACCGGACUGGCGUCGACCGAGAACAUGGCAUAAGGCUGGCCCGGAGACGUCAAUUGCACCAUAACGGUCCCACGUUGUGCAACGUGAAUCACUUUGCCAAAGAGCCGAAGUUUGCGACAAGCCUCUUAGAUCACAAAAAAGACUAUCC